Molecule: messenger RNA, 478 nt
Organism: Nycticebus coucang (slow loris)
Lineage: Eukaryota; Metazoa; Chordata; Mammalia; Primates; Lorisidae
Product: lysozyme-like protein 1
Exons: 4
Coding region: 20-478 (152 amino acids)
Molecular function (GO): lysozyme activity
Source: RefSeq, a predicted model, not a curated record
CCUCCACCAGGCUUCAGGGAUGAAGGCUGCGGGCAUUUUGGCCCUGAUUGGCUGCCUGGUCACAAGUGCGGAGUCCAAAAUCUACACUCGCUGCAAACUGGCAAAAAUAUUUGCAAGGGCCGGCCUGGACAAUUAUGCAGGCUUUAGCCUUGGAAACUGGAUCUGCAUGGCAUAUUAUGAGAGUGGCUACAACACCACGGCUGAGACUGUCCUGGAAGAUGGAAGUAUUGACUACGGCAUCUUUCAGAUAAACAGUUACACGUGGUGCAGAUACGCAAAGCUGCAGGAGAAGAACCACUGCCACGUUGCCUGUUCAGCCUUGGUCACUGAUGACCUCACAGAUGCGAUAAUUUGUGCCAAGAAAAUUGUUAAAGAGACACAAGGGAUGAACUAUUGGCAAGGCUGGAAGAAGCACUGUGAGGGCAAAGAACUGUCUGAAUGGCAAAAAGGAUGUGAUGUUUCACGAGAUGCAUCUUGA